Salvelinus sp. IW2-2015 is the source of this 832-nucleotide messenger RNA. RefSeq names its product FMR1-interacting protein NUFIP1-like. The record is from RefSeq and is a predicted model, not a curated record. NCBI's taxonomy places the organism in Eukaryota, Metazoa, Chordata, Actinopteri, Salmoniformes, Salmonidae.
GUUAUGGUACAUUUUCAUUAUGCCUAAAUCGUUGUUACUUCAAAUAAUGACAUUAUUGAAUUGUUUUUGGUUGGUGUAAACUAGCGGAUAUGACGUUCAGUCUGGUGAACACGCUUUGCAGAUGUAAACUUGUCGCGUUCAUGUGCUAGUCGGAACCAGGAAACUCAGAAAUGUCCGGCUUGCUGACUGGUUGAAAGCGGCACGUGUAUAUAAGUACAACCAAUACUUGUUAUAGUCGGAAAUUUCAGAGUUUCCUAGUUACGACUAUCACGUGAACGCGGCAACUGGAGCAGAAACACACACACGUGUUGUAGCCGUUCUUAUUAUACCUCAGUGGUCGUAGCUGGACAAACAUUUAUACAAAAUAAUUUAAUCGACAUAACGUUGAAGAAGAGGCGCCACCUACAUCAUGAGUGAUUUUGGAAGCUACCCUCCGCCGAACUUUGUCUCUCCUCCUCCGGGUUCGAUGGUGAGACCGCCAACGUUCCUUCCACCACCUAGCAACUUCCAGCCCGGUAUGUGGAACUGGUACGAACCACCGUCCGAGCCGUGGAGAUACAACGGCCAGGGAGAACACUGGAACGGCGGGCCCGGACCAGGUCGACCCAGAGGCUCAUAUGGCCAGAACUUCCAUCGUGGACAUGGAGGCGGAAGGCAGGACUAUGGUCGUCCCAACAACCACGGGAAAAAGAAAAAUAAAAAAGAGCCAGAGUUUUCACAUUUCUGUGACCCGUGUGACCGAGGCUUCAAAAACCAAGACAAGUACGCCAACAUGUCUCUGAACAUGUCAAGGUAACUGAUUCUCAUCGAAUGAUUCUGAUUUGACUUGAGG